Molecule: messenger RNA, 810 nt
Organism: Sinocyclocheilus rhinocerous
Lineage: Eukaryota; Metazoa; Chordata; Actinopteri; Cypriniformes; Cyprinidae
Product: diamine acetyltransferase 1-like
Exons: 5
Coding region: 215-694 (159 amino acids)
Molecular function (GO): diamine N-acetyltransferase activity; spermidine binding
Source: RefSeq, a predicted model, not a curated record
CGUCAGCGCUCCGUCUAUAAAUAGCGCUGGAACUCGGUGUUCGGACAAAGCGCUCACAGCGACUUUAGACUUCAUGUAAUUCCUCGCUGACAGGGUGAGAAACCCGGACUUUCUGCUGAGGGUAGCCCCCUUAGAACCGAAUGAAGAAACAAAUCUUACUACUUUUCACAUACAGAGGACUAGUAAGAAAAGGGAAGAAGAGUAAAAGAAGAAAAUGGCCAAUUUUAUAUUACGGAAAGCCGAGCCCAAGGACGUGUCAGACAUACUGCGACUCAUAAAGGAACUUGCAAAGUUUGAGGAAAUGGAGGAACAGGUCGUCCUGACCGAGAAAGAGCUGCUCGAGGACGGCUUCGGAGAUCAUCCGUUUUAUCACUGCGUCGUCGCUGAAGUACCGAAAGAUAAACAGUCCAUUGAAGGUUAUACAGUAGUUGGCUUUGCUAUGUACUAUUUCACCUAUGACCCUUGGAUUGGGAAGCUGCUUUAUCUGGAGGACUUCUAUGUGAUGAAGGAGUUCAGAGGUAUGAAGACGGCAGUGAAGGCUCGAUGCAGCGGCAUGCACUUCAUCGUGGCCGAGUGGAACACGUCAUCCAUCGAGUUCUACAAGCGGCGCGGAGCGUCCGAUCUCUCGCACGAGGAGGGAUGGCGUCUGUACGAGAUUGACAAGCGCAACCUGCUCAAGAUGACAUCCAAGUAGACGCCGGUGCAGGAGUAAACGCUCAAAUAGAGGAGGAUUAUGAGCACAACUAUUGUUGUCUGCUUUGUUGAUUACACAUGCAAUGUAUUGUUCAAUAAAUAAAGCUUCUACUUUGA